AUACAAGACUUUAAUGAAAAGGGAUUUUAAUACAGCGUCAUUAGCAUUGGAAAAGAUGCCAGCUCCAGCUACCACAUAUGAAAGAGUAGUUUACAAAAAUCCCUCUGAGCACCACUACCUGAAAGUCUGUCUAGAAUUUCAGGAUUGUGGAGUUGUACUAAAUGCUGCACAGUUUAAACAGCUGCUUAUUUCAGCCCUGAAAGACCUGUUUGGAGAGGUUGAUGCUGCUUUACCAUUGGACAUCCUAACCUAUGAAGAGAAGACCUUGUCAGCCAUCUUGAGAAUAUGUAGCAGUGGUCUUGUCAAAUUGUGGAGCUCUUUGACCCUGUUAGGAUCCUAUAAAGGCAAGAAGUGUGCUUUCAGAGUAAUUCAGGUUUCUCCAUUUCUCCUUGCAUUGUCUGGUAAUAGUAGAGAGCUAGUAUUGGAUUGAAUAGUCCUUAAUGUUGGAAACAUCAAAAGUCUCCUACUUUUUGAUGCCUGCAAAAUGCUUGAAGACUGAAGCAAGCUAACGUCUCCUGUUGGUGGGAUUUGGGGGUGCUAAAGAUGUUCCCAGUCAUUUCCAGUUAUCACCUUUGGUGGCGUGGUCUUCAGAGGAUUAUCUGCCUGCACCCAGGUCUCAGCAAGCAGCACUUCCAGCACGUGCACAUCAGAGUUGGAGACCGGGCUGAACUCAGCAGGGCCUUCACACAGAGGGACGUGGUUACCUUCUCAGAACUAACGGGGGAUGUCAACCCUUUGCAUUUAGAUGAAGAUUUUGCAAAACACACCAGGUUUGGAAAGACAGUUGUACAUGGCGUGUUGAUUAAUGGACUUAUUUCUGCUCUCCUUGGUACUAAAAUGCCAGGACCAGGCUGUAUAUUUCUUUCCCAGGAAAUUAACUUUCCAGCACCUUUAUAUGUUGGAGAAGUUGUGUUAGCAUCUGCAGAAGUGAAAAAACUGAAGCGAUUCAUUGCUAUUAUUGCAGUUUCAUGUUCUGUAAUAGAAAGUAAAAAGACUGUUAUGGAAGGCUGGGUCAAAGUUAUGGUCCCAGAAACUCCAAAAUCCUGAGUCUGUAUCUAAGGAUGCAAAUUCAGCCUUCAAUGUUACUGUUACUAAGUUUGUGAGGAGAGCAAGGACUGCUGCUUUUCACAAGGAAAUAACUGAUAGAACCAGAAGCCAUGUUGGGGGAGCGGAGCUGGUGGUGGCCCUCUGCUUCAUAUAGACUUGAGUAUAUUCAAUGUCUUUUUUUUUUUUUAAUUGGGGAAAAAAAUGAGUAGGUUAUUUAUCUAACGGUUCUUUUAGGAUUUCAAACCUGGUUGUGUUUGGAUAACAUAGACCUACCUAUAUCUGUGUAGAAUAAAGUUUCUCACUGAAUUGAUAACUAGCUAGCAUUUAAUUGAAGGCAACAAGAGAAGCUGGAUCAUCUUUGAAUACCUACCUAGCAAAUAUUCUUAAAUCCUGUUCAAUGGUGUCUCUGUUAGAGUGGAUUGUAAUUUGCUGUGUUUGCAACAAGAUGUCUUCUUGCUCAACCUUCAGUGGCACUUGCCUUUCAAAUGGACUUCCCUAUUAUUGAAAAGGACUUGCAGGUGGAUUUGGACCCAGUUACUUACUCACUGUUGUGUAUAAAAACAGAGGUAACAUCACUUUCAAACAUUGUUAAAUAUGGGUAGAUAAGCACAAAACCUGAUUUGUAAAUAGUAGCUAUUACUACUUCUCAUUCUCUCCUCUAAAUGAAGCUAAAGAUUUUUCUGACUUGAAAGCUAUCUGGGUCACUGUAUACAUAGAUUAAAGGCCAAUCUUUCAGGAUGUCAACCUUUCUCUGUUGGUCAUUAAUGCAAAGUUUCUAAUUUAGUGCACAUUAUUUUCUCCCUCUCUUGAAAAUAUGAUCUCCCAUUGCAUAUAUAAUACACACUUAUUGUAAAAAUAAAUAAAAAUUACAAAACCA
Molecule: messenger RNA, 1924 nt
Organism: Condylura cristata (star-nosed mole)
Lineage: Eukaryota; Metazoa; Chordata; Mammalia; Eulipotyphla; Talpidae
Gene: RPP14
Product: ribonuclease P/MRP 14kDa subunit
Exons: 6
Coding region: 14-430 (138 amino acids)
Biological process (GO): tRNA 5'-leader removal
Cellular component (GO): ribonuclease P complex
Source: RefSeq, a predicted model, not a curated record